Adineta ricciae is the source of this 1122-nucleotide messenger RNA. NCBI's taxonomy places the organism in Eukaryota, Metazoa, Rotifera, Eurotatoria, Adinetida, Adinetidae. The record is from the annotation of a GenBank genome assembly.
AUGUUGAAUGAAAAUAUUAUCCCAGAAUGGUCGUUCAGGCGACUAGAUCUGUUUGAAUAUGAAUCGAUUUCAGCAAGUUCCGAUCCGAUUCGCCAAACCUUUUUAACUACCAAAAUACUACAUGUCUUGUCAUCACAAUUAAUCGUUCCAUUGAGCGCUGUGGUAACGUUCACAUAUACCACCCAUGAAUUUAUAAACACAUCAAAAAGUCAUUAUGGUUUAGGAUAUGUCUUGAGAGUCUCGUGUUUGAUACAAACAAACGAAAGACAUUUCGACGAUGAGGAUUUAUAUACCCAUUUCGAGACCAUCGUACCUUACCGAACAGUAACGCCAUCUAUGAUUAAUAACAAUUACUGGUUUAUGUCAUGGGAUAUAAAAGAAAAUCGAAUAGCAAAUUCAAGUCAAAUGGCUGAUCCAACAGAACGAUAUUCGAAACGAAAGAGGAAAUACACGACUUCAUUUUCAAAUGUUUCUCAAGAAGAAGCGGAAGAUUCACUUGGAUUUCGAUUCCAGAAAUUCUACAAAUCUCAAAUACCAAUCGAUCAAUUUAUCACGAAAACAGCACCAGAAGAAUUGAAGAAAAAAAUAUAUGAUCGCUUGAUUGAUGGAAUUGCAUCAGAAGGAUUUCCAGAGGCAACAAUUGCACCGAUGAAUGAAGCAGUUGUCACUGAUUUCGUUGGAGAUAUUUUGAUAGCGAUGGUGGCUCAUAGCAAUCGCACGAUACAUCAUGAUGAAUUAAUAUUAUCUCGAGAGAAACAAAUCAUCAGCAAAGACGAAGAAUAUGGUGGAAAUAUGGAAUUUAUAGUAACUCAUAAUAUUGAUAACGGGAAGGUUCGUCAUGUCAUUGUAGUUGAAGCCAAACGUGAUGCAUUGGGAAAAGGACUAACUCAACUGUUAUUAGCAUUGAAAUCAAUGUGGGAAACAAAUAACGAUCAGAAAACAGUUUUUGGAUUUGUAACGACAGCCACCCUAUGGCAAUUAGUCACAUUUGAUGGUCAAAUAUGGAAAUUAUCAGAAUCAAUGAUAGUUUUAUUUGGAAAUAUGCCUAAUGAAGAAGAUCGAUGGUUGAAAAGCAAUACACAACUCUUAGACGUGAUUUACACAAUUUUGUCAUCAUUGUGA